Molecule: messenger RNA, 1775 nt
Organism: Stomoxys calcitrans (stable fly)
Lineage: Eukaryota; Metazoa; Arthropoda; Insecta; Diptera; Muscidae
Product: phospholipase B1, membrane-associated
Exons: 6
Coding region: 407-1669 (420 amino acids)
Biological process (GO): phospholipid metabolic process
Molecular function (GO): glycerophospholipase activity
Source: RefSeq, a predicted model, not a curated record
AAACGUUUUAUGUUUAGUCAGUCAAUGCUCGUUGAGCGGAGGACGGACACGUUUGCAAAAAUUUAACGGAUGAAGUGAUUUUGAACCAUCGACUAAAAUUUGUCUCCAAUCAAAAUGUUUGCAUAAUUACAAAAAAAUUAUGCUGAAAAUAUGUAAAAAAAAAUCUGAAUAUAAAAUAAAAUCUCAUGUGUUUUUAAAAUUAAAAAAAAAAAAUUGUGUUGUGAAUUGGAAAAAAUUGGUUUUAUAAUAUUAUUGUUAAUAUUGGUCUAGAAAAGUGUAAAUGUGAUAUUGAAUAACGUGAGAUUAGGGUUUUAAAAGGUUCAUAACAAUAAUUAAAAUUUCAGAGAAUUCGCCGAUUUUAAAAAGUUUCAUCAACUCAACCAAGUGAAUAUAUAGGCUAAAAAUCAUGUUUUUGCGGAAUCUUUCUACGAUUCUCUUGUUACCCCUGGUAUUUUGCCAGAACAAUAUACAGAUUCAACGCACUGCCCUUGAUGAUACUUUAGGCGAUUUGGUGAGAUCAUUGCGUGUAAUUUUUCUUGAUGUGACAGGACGAUCUGGAGAUGAUGCCAGAAAUGUGGCAUUACAUCAAAGAAGAGGGAAAUCUCAAAGUUCGAUGAAACGCUCCAGAAUAGCAAAGGAUUUUUGUGAUUUAAAUGGCCCAGGCAAACGCAGUCCGGAACCUCCAACCUCAGUACAUCGUUUGAGACCUGGUGACAUUGAUAUAAUAGCCGGAAUGGGAGACUCGUUGACUGCAGGCAAUGGUAUCGUAGCCAACAAUGUGCUACAUACAUUUCAGGAGAAUCGUGGCAUGUCUUGGUCCAUUGGGGGCCAAAGUAAUUGGCGGCAGUAUCUGACAUUACCCAAUCUAUUGAAGGAAUAUAAUCCCAAUCUAUAUGGCUAUGCAUUAAAAGAUGGUUUAGGCAGAGAUCGGUCUUCCAAAUUCAAUGUUGCCGAAUUGGGUGCAAUGUCUCGUGAUAUGCCCUAUAUGGCCAAAGUAUUAUACAAGCGCAUGACACAUGAUGCCAAAGUGAAUAUGACACAUCAUUGGAAAUUUCUAAGUCUAUUGAUUGGCAAUAAUGAUUUUUGUUCUGAUGUCUGUUAUCUGCCGGAUCCAAUGAAGGCCAUUGAUUAUCAUGAACAAAAUAUGGUGAAAACCUUUCGCUUCUUGAGGGACAAUAUACCAAGGCUUAUGGUUAAUGUUGUGCCAGCUCCGAAUCUUUUGCUGCUAACUAAACUGAAAGGUUUGCCGCCACAAUGUGCCUUAACACUGCCCUUUGAGUGUCCUUGUAUAAUUAAUAAGAGUAGAAAGCAGCAUGAGUACAUGGGCAAAUUAAUGGAUAAAUGGGCUCAACGAGACAUUGAAAUAGCCCAAAGAGAUGAAUUCAAUACAGAGACUUUCACCAUUAACGUACAACAUUUCACCAAGAAAUUUAUUUUUCCCACCUUGCCCAAUGGCAAUACCGAUACUACUUAUACUUCCGAGGAUUGCUUCCAUGUCAGUCAAAAGGCUCAUGCAGCUUGUGCCCAUAGUUAUUGGAACAAUUUAUUUGAAAUGCCCCACAAUAAGUCUGCAUUUUCCAAAGACAUCUACACCAAUUUCCUCUGCCCCACUGAAGAGCAUCCCUAUAUUAUGACUCGAGUCAAUAGUCGUAGCGAUUUUAAAGUUUAACUUUUUUCAUCAUUGCCAUUUACAACUUUUUAAUACUUUUUUCUAAACUGUGAUACAUUUAUUUAUAUUGUACUAAAAGUAAUGAAAAUAAAUUUAAGUAUUUAAA